UACCCAUUUGAAGACCAAACUCGGCCCUGAAAUGCUAUUCAAAGUCUCUCUUCUGUUCGCGACAGCCACCCUGCUCUCCGCUGGACGUGUGCCCCGCAUUAUAGGCGGACAGGACACGCCCAUCGAGGAGGAUCCCUGGCAAGUGUCCCUUGUCGUGGGGGGAGACCAUGCCUGCGGUGGUUCCAUCUACAGCAAGGACUUUGUCAUAACUGCCGCCCACUGCGUGUCGAGGGUAAACCCCGAGGAGCUGCAAGUGCGGGCGGGCUCCACGCUUCGUAGCCAAGGCGGAACGCUCCACCGAGUGGCGGCGAUUAAAUAUUACCCUGGAUACUCCAAUUACGAAUUUUGGAAAAACGACAUUGCCGUCAUUCGAUUGAGCGAACCUCUCGAGUUCAGCGAUCGAGUGCAGAGCAUCCGCUUGGCCGGGGAAGACCCUGAGGCUGGCGCCCAGGCAAAGAUCACCGGCUGGGGCUGGACCUUCAAGAAUGGCGCCAUGCAAAUCCCCGACAUCCUUCAGGGCGUGGCGAUACCCAUAGUGAGCAGGGCGUGCUGCCAACUGAAGUAUCCCGAAUUUGGCAUCACAGAAGCCGUCAUUUGUGCCGGCACUAGUCACAAAUCCACACUAUUCGAGGACUCCGGUGGCCCCCUGACUGUGAACAAGCAGCUGGUGGGCGUCGUCUGUGGUGGGCGGUACGGCUCUCCCAUAAUGUAUUCCAGUGUGAUCUAUCACAAGGAUUGGAUUCUAGGUGCAAUCGAAGCGCUUUCCUGAAGGAAAACCACAAAUUGAAACGGGAAUUCCAUAUU
Messenger RNA from Drosophila persimilis, 804 nucleotides. Its product is annotated as trypsin alpha. Gene Ontology annotation, biological process: proteolysis. The record is from RefSeq and is a predicted model, not a curated record. The coding region runs from base 32 to 769 and encodes 245 amino acids. The transcript has a single exon. Gene Ontology annotation, molecular function: serine-type endopeptidase activity. NCBI's taxonomy places the organism in Eukaryota, Metazoa, Arthropoda, Insecta, Diptera, Drosophilidae.